Messenger RNA from Penicillium nucicola, 384 nucleotides. RefSeq lists its product as uncharacterized. The record is from RefSeq and is a predicted model, not a curated record. Bases 1 to 384 code for a protein of 127 amino acids. The transcript is spliced from 2 exons. NCBI's taxonomy places the organism in Eukaryota, Fungi, Ascomycota, Eurotiomycetes, Eurotiales, Aspergillaceae.
AUGCUGCAGGCCCCUCCAGGGAUUGACCAUGCCGCUGUAGCCCAAUAUGUGGGUGAUGGCUGCACCGUUAGCGCGGUGCGACACCGCCUCGCUCGCAUCAAGAAGCGAAUCGCUGAUGAGGAGCUGAGUGCUGGUACCGCCGACUCUGCUACUCCUGCAGCUGCUGCAUCUCCCGCCGCCAAGGUCAAGCGUGUAGCCAAGUCUACUCCCACCAAGUCGAAGGAUCCAAAUCCUGAUGACGAGAACAAGGAGCAGCACACCACAGACGGUCAGGGCAAGAUUGUACUCAAGCUCAAGCUCAAGGCUGAGGAUGAGACUGAUGGAUUCGAUUCUGAUGAGUAUGAAUGUCUUAUCUGUACAGCUAAUAACGAUGGAGAAGACUAA